CGGGAGAAAUGGAUGUAUCCACCUCAAGUCCCCGAGCACUGGCCCACCGCCUCGUGGAAGUUAUUGUUCUGCGUCCAACCCCUUAUGGUGCCACGGACCCAUUACGGGGUGGAAUACAACCCAUACACCUCGCUCUACGACAAUUGGCAUACUAUUGUGGAAACUUAUGCACCGAAGAAGCUGACGUACCCAAGCGACAAGCUCGUCGCAAUCUCAGGGCUCGCUAAGGAGAUUCGUGCAAGGCUGUGCAAGGUGAUCCCACGCCCUCAUCGUUAUUUGGCUGGUCACUGGGACUAUAACUUUAUGGAGUCGCUAUCGUGGCUCGCCGAUGAGGGGCCUACCAGACCGGCUGUCUACAGGGCGCCGUCCUGAUCAUGGGCGUCACGGGACGGGAUAGUCAACAUGCGUGGAAACCGCCCGACCAGGGACCGGACUUACCUGACGCGUUUCCUGUCGGCGGACCUGGAGCUCGAGAAUCCGCGGGACGAGACAGGUCGCAUCAAACACGCGGCUCUCAAGCUCAUUGGUCUGUGCGCUGUACUUCGAGCCGGCAAGAGGAGCCCCUAUUCGAUGGCGCACAAACACGCAUCCUGGCAAGUCAAACGCAUCGAAGGCCUUCGAGGCCAAGUACAUACGCGGACAGACACGUUGUAUGAAGGCGAUCCGACGGAUAUUGAUUUUGACUCAUUGGAUGACAUCUGGAAGACAUCUCUUUUGCUGUGGAUCAGCACAGGACCCAUGGAAGACGAGGAGCUGAUGCAUAAAGGCUGGGGUCUUGUUCUCGUGCGCGCUGGGGCCGGGACCUUCCGCCGGGUCGGCAUCAUGGAGGCGUACUUUGAGAACCAGGAACGCGCGCUGGCGUUCAGCAAGGACUUUGAGCGGAGGCGCGUUGUCGUGGUGUAGACUUGACAGAGAGAGAGAGCUCUACGUACGUCUGCCAAUUUCACGACUAUGGGUCUUUGAGAGCAAGCGGUCUUCGUGAUGUCCCCGUAUCUUCACACUCACCCAGUCGGGGAGCUAGGCUGAGACGAUAGGCAGUCUGCAAAAGGAAACGAGUGGUAAAAUCAAAUCAUUGCCUAUCUGGAG
This is a messenger RNA of Microdochium trichocladiopsis, 1086 nucleotides long. RefSeq lists its product as uncharacterized. Bases 403 to 903 code for a protein of 166 amino acids. The transcript has a single exon. NCBI's taxonomy places the organism in Eukaryota, Fungi, Ascomycota, Sordariomycetes, Xylariales, Microdochiaceae. The record is from RefSeq and is a predicted model, not a curated record.